UCCCUUCUAUUUUCCCACUCCGCCUUCACACACAUCCGUUGUGUUGACUAAUGUCAGUUCAGUGUUGCUAGUGUAAAAAAACAAAAAAAGAAACAGUCUCCUGUCAGUGGGCGUUUUGAAUGAGUCCCAGCCGGACUGAGAACCCCGGUGUGUACAAGCAUUACAACCACGUAUUUCUCUUUUUCAAGGCAGCUGCAGCCAAUCAAACCCUGGAAUUUCUUCGCGUCAUGAAUUGUGUUUUUCAGUGGGUGGGAAGGAGGAGAUUUGAACUUUGAUUCCUUUCUGCUGCAGACGAGAGCAAAGCAGCAGCAAGUAGCAACAGCUGAGCGAACAGCAGUGAACAGUCACUGCGGAGAAAGUGUUCAGCUGUCUGUCAACUUUAACGCUCAGGACUUGUUGUAUCUCCACUCAACCACGUUUCAGGACACACCAUGUCCUUCAUUCUUAUGAAAAAGAAGAGAUUCAAAUUCAAAGUUGACUUCGUCUUGGAGGAACUGUCAUCGGUUCCCUUCGUCAACGGAGUUUUAUUCUGCAAAGUCAGGCUCGUAGAUGGAGGUUUUGCCGUUGAGUCUUCUCGGGAGCCAGUCCAAGCCAACUGUGUGCACUGGAAGAAGAGAUUCUCCUUCGUGUGCAAGAUGAGUGCCAAUGCCGGGACAGGUGUACUGGAUCCUUGUGUUUGCCGGGUGUCUGUGCGCAAGGAAUUGAAAGGCGGAAAAACUUUUGCAAAGCUGGGUUUUGCUGACUUAAACCUGUCUGAGUUUGCUGGGUCUGGCAGCACCACAAGGAGGUGCCUCCUAGAGGGAUAUGACACCAAGAACACCAGACAGGACAACUCAAUUCUCAAGGUUGUCAUCACCACACAACUUAUGUCUGGAGACCCCUGUUUUAAAACUCCCCCAUCUACAGCCAUGACUCUGGGAAUCCCACAGGCUGAAGCAGAGUGUCUCCUUGAGGAGAGGAAGGGAGGGGAUAAGCACAUAUCCCAUUCAAUCACUGCAACUCCAGGAAAUUCGGUAUCAGUCCCAGAGGAUCUGGUAGCAUACAGUCACUCCAGAACACCCAGCUAUGCAAGUCAGUUGUCAAAAAUCUCAGGUUACAGCUCGAAUCACUCCAGUUUAACAGAUCUGAGCCAUCGGAGGAGCGAAUCAGGAGGUUCUGCCUCCACAGGCAUUGGCAGCAUCCUGGAGCCCAGUGAGCAGCAGGUAGAGAGAGGAGAGAAGGAAAGCAGGUCCACUCCCCCAGUCUCUGCAACCUUCCAACAUGCACCUGAACAGCCCUCUACACCUGCCAAGUUACCAAGACAUCCAGUUAAGCAGAACUCAAUGGAGAAUCAGUUGAAGAGGGUAGACGCCACCAGGGUGGAUGCUGACGACAUAAUAGAGAAAAUCCUGCAGAGCCAAGAUUUCAGCCGUGACUUCUUGGACUCCAGUGCAGAGGAGGAGGGCCUGAGCUUGUUUGUAGGUCCUGGUGGGAGUACAGCCUUGGGGAGCCAGCACACAAGGGUUGCAGCUGGAGCCUUUGAGCAGGUGGUGAUCAAGCGCUAGGCUUUGGGAAGCAUGUGCCUGUCAUAAAGGGUGCCGUAUUACAUUGAUGCAGAGGACACAAGACAGAGCAGCGGAGCAGAGGCGGCAUCAGAAAACUGCUCCCCUCCUCACUCUGGGAGAUUUCAUUCCUCUUAUGCAAUCCCACUGCAUAUUACCUACAGCAUCUGUAGACCAGGAGAGCCCUCUAGUGUUCAAGAAGUGGACUUAAAGGCCGCAUUGUCGGAACAUUUUGGUGACUGAAAUUAUACUGACAUUUCUGUUUGUCAUGUGUUCUAAGAAAACUGUAAGACAAGGGAUUGGUGCUGUAAAUCGACCAUAUUCCUCUGUUCACCCCUCCCUGUAGUAUUUGUGUGGAUGUGUGUCUUAUGUUUUUUGUUAUUUAAAAAAGUAUGUGAAAGUCUUCAACAUGUUUUUUUUCUGGUACAGUUGCAUUUUGUUUAACUGUUUUACUGGUACCAGAAGUGUAAGUGGGUGGUGAUAAAGGAUGUAAAAGUGUUUCUCUUAAACUGACUGAGCAUAGAAGAGAAGAAGUCACAAGUUGUCUGUCCUCUUCAAAACUGCUAAUUAAUAUGAAUGUCACUCAAGACUCUGUGAGCAGGAUGUUAUGUAAGGGGAAAAUCUCAGACCGCCACAAAUAAGUGGUUGGAGGGGGGACUGUGUCUGUCCCCUGCAGUCCCAUGUAUUUACUUAGAAGAACAGAAACUUGUCACUGUGGAACUGCAGGUUCCGUCCUCUUAGCUACUAUCACAAGUCCGCCUUCACUGAUAAUCACCUCCUCACCUGGUUGUGAGGGAGGUUGACUUUAUUGAAAAUAUAACACUAACACCAUUAAGUUUUUAUAUUUGGUUCCUUUGGUAUGAUAUCUAGUUGUGUGACUGUGUGUGCAUGUAUGACUGUUGUCUGUUGAGUGAGAGUAAUGAAUUUAUUUUUAACAAGACUUUGCCAAUGUGCAAAACUCAGUAAAAUGUAUAUUUGAUGCCAUUUGUGAAGUCAUAUCCAUAGAAUGUAAACUUAGGUUAAUGUGUUGACAAAAUACAUUUUAUACCCACUUGGAAGCUGUUAUUUAGUGCAAGUCAACAGUGUAAAGGCUAUAGUGUUUUUAAGAUUCCUGUGUUGUCUUUAAAAUGUUGAAAGUUUAUCUUGUAUUUAAGGCCAAAUCUGUAAAUUAAAAAAAUGUGCACUCUG
Thunnus maccoyii (southern bluefin tuna) is the source of this 2729-nucleotide messenger RNA. Its product is annotated as protein FAM102B-like. The transcript has 11 exons. The record is from RefSeq and is a predicted model, not a curated record. The coding region runs from base 432 to 1544 and encodes 370 amino acids. NCBI's taxonomy places the organism in Eukaryota, Metazoa, Chordata, Actinopteri, Scombriformes, Scombridae.